Molecule: messenger RNA, 1551 nt
Organism: Colletotrichum aenigma
Lineage: Eukaryota; Fungi; Ascomycota; Sordariomycetes; Glomerellales; Glomerellaceae
Exons: 1
Coding region: 1-1551 (516 amino acids)
Source: RefSeq, a predicted model, not a curated record
AUGUGUUGCCCCAACUGCGCCGAAAGCCCGACAAACCCGCGACAAACUCCAGGAUUGGAAUUUAACCCAAAAAUAAUCUCCUUGUCAUGCGAUUCUACGCUUACAAGAGCUGUCUCAGAUAAAAUCAAAUCGACCUUGACCACGCUCCCGACUGAGAUACUGGCGUUGAUCGUUAGCCACCUCAUUCCAAAAUGGAUCACCUUUCCCGACCUAACCUCCGACAUCAAAGCUCGAUACGCGCUACGAAAGGGCGGCGAUGAAACAGAAACAUACUGGUCAGUUGCUCGAUACGUCGGGUACUCCAACCCUUUGGAGACAUUCUGCGCGGCCCAUGUUGUUCCAAAAUGGCUCUCCUUCAACGUUGACAACGACCUGCUCAACUUUGCGAGGACGAGCUCCAGAUUAUCAGAGAUCUGUUAUAGAGAAAUCUACCGCAACGUGGUUCUUCUAGACGCUCCAUACGAAAGAAUAUGGAACGCCUUGGAUACCCUUGCCGGGAAUGGAGAGGUCCUGCAGCCGCUGGUCAAAAGGCUUUCUGUAAGAUACACCUGCCGUCCAGAAGGAAAGCAAAUCCAUGAUACCUUUGGGUGGAAAUGGGGAAUCAGGAAUGUACUCUAUGAUGAGCUCCGGGGGUUGAGCAAUUUACGCCGUCUCGAGAUUGACAUCUGCCACGACUCAAGCCAGCGCUGGGAAUGGUAUCAACUGCUGCCAAAGCUACCGGCGCUAACCCACCUGUUUCUCAGAGGCUUUCAGUACAUGGAAUGCGAGCUUCCUUACCUACCGCAGGUCAAGGAGGCUCAUUUUAACGAAUGUUCGGUGCUGGGACACUCCGCCAACAAUGGCAAUUCAAUCAGGAGAGUCUUCCAGAAAUUCCCCUCUCUGCAUACCCUCUUCAUCAUGAACAGCAAGAAUGUCUGGGGCCACAUCCCGGAAGACGUCUUCGAGCCCUUUGCAGACACUCUCCACACGCUCGUGUGGACAGGUACUGGGCGCGAGCUCAUCUGUCAGAACGCCCUUCGCCGUCUGAAGAGCCUAAAACACCUCAAGUCAAAUGCGUACAACAGUCUAGUCGCAGGGGAGAUUGCUUGCUCGGAGCUAUCCAACCUUUUCUGUACCCUAGAAACUGUGGAAUACGUGUAUCCGGCAGAAGGGAUAUGGGAUGAAGAAGCGGACGAGCCGCAACAAAAUUUGGGUGAUUGGAAACGCAUGCUUCGGAGGUUGGCGGAGAGCUGUGAACUGAACUACACCAGCGUUCGGGUGGUGGAUGUCAGUUCUAUCGAGUACAUUCCGUCGCCGGGGACGUACAAAUGUGAGGCGCCACCCGUGUUUGACGCUGCUAAAAAGCGCUUUGAAGAAAUUGGGGUCACUUGUAUUCUUCCUGAGUAUCCCCGACAGGAUCCUGGACCGGAGCCUGAGCAGGAACCUGAGCAGGAACAUCAACAGGAAUGUCAACAGGAAUCUCAGCAUGAAACUCAACAGGGGCCUCGUCAGGAGCCUGAACAGGAACCACUUUAUCUGAUUAUGAACUCAUACCAACCUCCAGCACGAUAG